AUGGAGCCAAGUCUGGAUCAGUUUUCGCAAUCCUACAACGCGCCACUGCAUCCCGUUGAAAAUCGUUUCUGGCGUAGUCCUGAAAAUCUUGGUGAAGUUUCCGGAGUUGCAGUUGAACCAACGGGAAAUCUCGUAAUUUUUCAUCGUGGAGAUCGAGUAUGGAAUUAUGAUACUUUCAACAAGAAUGCAGAAUAUCAAGAAAAAUACAGAGGCCCCAUUCGUGAUAACACAGUAUUAACGCUGGACUCUGAAACUGGUGAUAUUAUUCGUGGUUGGGGAAAUCAAACGUUUUAUUUGCCACAUGGAAUCCAUAUUGAUUCCUUUGGAAAUAUAUGGUUGACUGAUAUUGCUCUCCAUCAAGUUUUCAAGUAUUCGCCUUCCGGCGUUCUUCAACUAGUACUCGGUGAAAAAUUUGAGCCUGGAAGCGACGUAGAACAUUUCUGUCAACCAACCUCGGUCGCAGUUUUACCAAGUGGUGAAAUUGUCGUCGCUGACGGAUAUUGCAACAAUAGGUUAAUACUAUUUGACGAGAGAGGCAAUCCUAAAUAUACUAUUGGCGAAAGUUGGAUUACUUUAAGAAUCCCGCAUUCUCUGACAAUUUUGCCAAAUCAACAAGUAUGCAUCGCUGAUCGCGAAAAUUGGAGAAUUGUAUGCCUGGAUGUAACAUUUUCCGGAUUGAAUCGAAAUUUGGAACCCCCUUAUUCGAUUCGUCAUCAGCAAUUUGGCCGAAUAUUUGGAAUUGCAUCGUACCAUGGUUUUAUUUAUGCUGUUAACGGUAUGACACCUAGGAACAUUCAAAUUAAAGGUUUUACUAUUGAUCCUACAAAUCAAAACGUAACUGGGUUUUGGGGUCCGGAAUCCUCAUCUUUCACAACGCCUCAUGCCAUUGCUGUAUGCCCGUACGGUAGAGCUCUUUAUGUAUCAGAAAUUGGACCAAACAAAGUAUGGAAGUUUGAUUUGACCAGAUUUAACUAAUGGAGGUAAAAGAAAACCAGUGUUGCAGCAAAAAUCUGUUGUUUGAUGUUAUUUAUAUAAUUUUAAAGUGUAAAUAAAAAAUCAAAUUUAUGAAAAUAUAAUAAAAUCCUUUUCUAAUA
Molecule: messenger RNA, 1094 nt
Organism: Monomorium pharaonis (pharaoh ant)
Lineage: Eukaryota; Metazoa; Arthropoda; Insecta; Hymenoptera; Formicidae
Product: peptidyl-alpha-hydroxyglycine alpha-amidating lyase 2-like
Exons: 7
Coding region: 1-975 (324 amino acids)
Biological process (GO): peptide metabolic process
Cellular component (GO): extracellular region; membrane
Molecular function (GO): catalytic activity; protein binding
Source: RefSeq, a predicted model, not a curated record